CUACUUUUCGCUCACCAUUUUCUUAUUCGCUUAUGGCUGCUGACACCUAAUCCUGGAUGAUUAUGCUGAAAAGGAUUGAGCUUCUGAGGAAAUUCGACGCCUUUUUGCCAUCACAAACUGGGGAAUUUGCCCUGUUUCAUUAAGUACCCUCAAAAUCUCCGCUUUUUUGUUUGUUUGUUGUUCUUUGUUAUAUUCCGAUGGCGAUUGGAGAACGCAGGAAGAUGAUCAUCGACACUGAUCCAGGCAUCGAUGAUGCAAUGGCUAUAUUUGUGGCUCUGAAAUCGCCGGAAGUAGAUGUGAUUGGUCUCACGACAAUCUACGGCAAUGUUUACACCACUCUCGCCACCCGAAAUGCCUUGCACUUGUUGGAGGUGGCGGAUAGAACAGACAUUCCAGUGGCUGAAGGAACUCAUACCACCAUCACUAACGGCACAAAACUCCGGAUCGCUGAUUUUGUUCAUGGAACGGACGGGCUCGGCAACCAGAAUUUCCCCCCACCUAAAGGAAAAGCAAUCGAGAAAUCUGCACCCGAGUAUUUAGCCGAGCAAGCAAAGCUUCACCCUGGAGAAAUCUCUGUUGUUGCAUUGGGCCCAUUGACUAAUAUUGCACUGGCUAUUCAGCUCGAUCCAGAGUUCUCGAAAAAUGUCGGACAGAUCGUUCUUCUUGGUGGAGCAUUUGCCGUAAAUGGAAAUGUGAAUCCAGCGGCAGAAGCCAAUAUUUUCGGUGAUCCAGAAGCUGCGGAUAUUGUAUUCACAAGUGGAGCUGAUAUCAUUGCCAUCGGGAUAAACGUGACCCAUCAAGUGGUUAUGACAGCUGCUGACCGGGAUAGAUUGGCAUCAUCGAACGGGAAAUUGGCACAAUACCUCUGUAGAAUUCUCGAGGUGUACUAUGCCUACCAUCUCGAGGCUUACAAUAUCAGAGGUGUAUACCUACACGACCCGACAGCUCUCCUUGCAGCAUUCCUCCCGUCUCUGUUCACUUACACCGAAGGAGUUGUCAGAGUGCAGACGAAGGGCAUAACGAGGGGACUCACGUUACUAUACAACAAGCAGAAGAGGUUUGCUGAAGUGACCGAGUGGUCGGAUAAAGCGUCUGUGAAGGUGGCUGUCACUGUGGAUGCACCCUCUGUUCUGAAACUCGUAAUGGAGAGGCUUAUGGAUUCUUGAUUCUAUCAAAAUCUGCAGAUAUUUUAAAGCUUUUUUUUAAUUGAUUUUUCUCUGUUGAUGUUUAAAUAAAGGUUGUUAACCUAAUUUCAUUGCAUGAAUGAACGAGAUUUUCUUUAAUGAAGUGUCAAUUCAUUCUU
Molecule: messenger RNA, 1303 nt
Organism: Tarenaya hassleriana
Lineage: Eukaryota; Viridiplantae; Streptophyta; Magnoliopsida; Brassicales; Cleomaceae
Product: probable uridine nucleosidase 2
Exons: 10
Coding region: 198-1166 (322 amino acids)
Biological process (GO): purine nucleoside catabolic process
Cellular component (GO): cytosol
Molecular function (GO): purine nucleosidase activity
Source: RefSeq, a predicted model, not a curated record